AUGUCUGAGGUUUGGCUUUAUUUGAAGAAAUCACUUCAUUGCAAACCUCAAUCAUCAGAGGUUUAUGUUCCAGAGGCAAAUACACACCAUAAAAGAGAAAAUGGUUUGAAUCAUUCAAAUAAACAGUUACGUAGUCCAAAAUAUCUUGGAGACAAUGUUAUGCUUAACCAUGUUAGUCAUGAAAUUGUUGUUGAUAGCAAAAGUGGUGAGAUUAAAAUUUGUCCAUGUUAUCCUAAUUCUAAAAGCAUUGAAGAUCGAAAAGGUGUUGACAAAUCAAUUAAGGGAAUCAUAGCUUCAACAAAAACACAUUGUGUUGACUGUGAUGAAUGUUGUAUCUUCUCAAAGCCAAAGGUGACGGUGAUGAAAGAUUAUAAUUAUAUUGAACUUCCGACUACAACUUUUCCUCUUGACACUAUCGAAGAAAAGGAUAUUUCUGAGCAUUCAGUGAUCAAUCUUCACAGACAAGAUUCGUCUUGGCAAAUUAUCAAAAAAAUAUGUGAAAUUAGCGUUGUGAAUGGUGAAAGCAAUACCACAUUAAAGAUUGAAUCUGUAUUAAAAGUCCAAAACAUGCAAGAGACAUUUACAUCCUUUGAGGAAUAUAGAGAGAUUGUGAAAGCUAAUGCUGCAAGUCUAGAGCACCCGCGAUGCUUAGUUGAUGGAAAUGAGAUGUUAAGGUUCCAUGGUACAACCAUUGCAUGUUCUAUUGGAAUAAGUGGCUCUUCUAGUUUGUGCACUUUAGACCAAUGUGGUCUAUGUCAAAUUUUGAGGCUUGGUUUCUCCGCCAACCGAAAAUUACAUGGUAAUGCUGGUGUUUCCACAACUUCUACAUGCAGAAAAGCUAUUGAUUCCAUUAUCUGUUCCAAAAAACCCUUCAUGAGAAAGUGUGUUAUAGUGUGUAGGGUGAUAGCUGGGAGAAUCAACAACCCUUUACAAGAGAUUCAAGAAAUUAGUGAUUUAGGGUAUGAUUCUUUGGUUAAAAAAUUGAGUUGUCAACUAGAUAUUGAAGAACUAGUUGUUUUAAAUCCUAGAGGUGUUCUUCCUUGCUUUGUUGUAAUGUACAAAUUAUGA
Medicago truncatula (barrel medic) is the source of this 1068-nucleotide messenger RNA. RefSeq lists its product as uncharacterized. The transcript is spliced from 2 exons. The record is from RefSeq and is a predicted model, not a curated record. Bases 1 to 1068 code for a protein of 355 amino acids. Lineage: Eukaryota; Viridiplantae; Streptophyta; Magnoliopsida; Fabales; Fabaceae.